UACGAACGGACGUGGUGGGUUCGACAGAUGGUACCCAUCUUCCAGACAUUUGCAAAUCAAACCGGGACUCUUGGUUUUGACGGGUGCGAAGUUGAAACCACUCACCAUGCAUUAGAAGUUAUGGACGACUUCUUUUUGAGAAAGCUUCACCACGAUAUGCUGACGGCCUAGGCUAUGACAUCAACAGCGAUGGAAGGAUCAUCGGGCCAAAACAAAGCGUCUGUGAUGAAGACCAUCGAUGACAGUCUCAUACAACUCGAUUCUCUUAUGGCAACCCUCAAAGGCAUCGCGAACUCCCAUUUGAAUGCAAGCUUUACAACACUCUCUGCAGCUAAAGUAUUUGGCCUUUAAACCAUGAAAACCAACAUCGUUUUAUCGGAGGUUCAGUUCAAUGAAGAAGGUCGUUUCAUAUUAUCGUGAAGUGCGUUCUGCAGAAAUUCCAACAGCAUUUGCUCGAAGGAAUAAAUGGAUCAAGGUCUUUGAAAUCCUUUGUUACCUAUUCAUCGGUUUGAAAGAACAGGAGGAGAUUUACAAGGCCAUGGAAGAGGAGGGGCAGGACGCAAUUGCCGUGAUACCCGAAGAUACCAUCCGUGCCACACUUCGCGAAAACUCUCCCACCCUUUCUUCUUAUCUCUUUAGAACAUCACCAUUAUCACUCCAUGGCGCAGACAAGCGACCCAAAAUAAUAGUUCCCCUUUUAUGAUCAUUGUUGUUUACAUAUAUGAAAAUAUAAUCACAGUAGAGUAGCUCAUGAUCUUUUUUUUUUGUUUAGUAAUCGUACCGUUGCUGGGCAUGUCCGCGAAAAGAAAUUGCCUGCAAAGACUACAUUGUAACGCCUUAUUAUCCUGAGCAAAUUGGUAUGUCGAUGCAUAUGGAUCCUAGCGGAAUCAAAUUUUCAGAAAGUCGGUAUCUGGCGGGCAUUUUAUAAUUUUCAAGAAACGAACAGCCACGAAUUAAACAGAAACUUCCCCACAUUGUUG
This is a messenger RNA of Radiomyces spectabilis, 980 nucleotides long. RefSeq lists its product as uncharacterized. The transcript has a single exon. The record is from RefSeq and is a predicted model, not a curated record. The coding region runs from base 392 to 703 and encodes 103 amino acids. Lineage: Eukaryota; Fungi; Mucoromycota; Mucoromycetes; Mucorales; Radiomycetaceae.